Messenger RNA from Podarcis raffonei (Aeolian wall lizard), 6912 nucleotides. It is a transcript of the gene MARCHF8, whose product is annotated as membrane associated ring-CH-type finger 8. Gene Ontology annotation, molecular function: zinc ion binding; MHC protein binding; ubiquitin protein ligase activity. The record is from RefSeq and is a predicted model, not a curated record. Gene Ontology annotation, cellular component: cytoplasm; late endosome membrane; lysosome. Lineage: Eukaryota; Metazoa; Chordata; Lepidosauria; Squamata; Lacertidae. The coding region runs from base 331 to 1956 and encodes 541 amino acids. The transcript has 8 exons. Gene Ontology annotation, biological process: protein polyubiquitination; antigen processing and presentation of peptide antigen via MHC class II; immune response.
GCGCCACAGGUGCCCCUUCGGAGGCCUCGCUCGGCAGGCGAGCCGCGGGGCUUCGGCCUGGCUAUGGCGGCGGCGGCGGCGGCCUGGUCGGCGUCGGCCUGGUCGGCCUCCCCGUGAGGCGGCGGCGGCGGCGAGGCUCACGGCAAGGACUAUUUUUGCCCAUUUGGAAUUUGAUUUUCCCAUUUGGGAGACUGUGCUGAAGUAACAUUCAAAGGUGUGGUUGCCCUGGCUUGCCAUCAUGUCAGGUGUAUGGCUUAGCAAAGGCAGAUAGUGCACUUAAUACCCAGAACGUCAUCUACAAGAGAGGGCCAAUUCUAUAUUGGUGGUGUGAUGAAUAUGCCAUUGCAUCAAAUCUCUGUGAUUCCAGCCCGGGAUGUAACUUUUUCCAGAGUCUCUAAGAACAAGGUGAAAGAGAAAGAACAGGCUGGUGGUUCAACCUCUGUUUCUGCUCCUCGCAUCUUCUGUCAAACAUCUGUUACACCAACCAGUCAGGAUAUAUGCAGUUCCAGUGCAGUGUGUUCUGAAUGUUGUCAUCACAGUCCAGUGCAAUCUGCUGUUGUCUUGAAAAAUCCUGUCUCCCAGAAUUCUCUGACUCAAGGGGCCACUGUGACAGUAAUCUGUCAGGAUAUGGUGCAGGCUUCCAAGAAAAAGCUCCAUGGGCAUGAUUGUGGCCAUGUUCUCAAGUCUAAGAAUGGAAAAGCUAUCCAGUCUCUGAAAUUCUCCAAGUCUCUCAGUGAUAUGGACCAGAAGGCUCAGAGUGCAUUCAAGAGCUUUCACUACGCAGAACGAACCUGUUCAGAAGGCAAACUCUCACAAGCCCAGGAGCAGUGUUUAAAGCUUAACACAUUUUAUCACAAGGAGAAGAAAACAUUCAACCUCAGGCCCUUUAAUUUCAGUAGCUCCAAACUCUCUUAUUUCCAGACUCUUUCCACCAAUUACUCUAGCGCUUCUGGGGCUAGUGCAGUACACAUCCCUCUCCUGGAGGAGAAGUGUGAAGGUGAAACAUCCCGGAGCAAAAAGUUGCUGCACUACCUUUUCUCUUCUCGUAGCUCCAGCGCCAGCAGUCAUGAAUUGGAUAACAACUCAAGCUGCCUCCAACCAAAGAAAUCAUCCAGUGUGGUGGUAGAGAGCACAGGUUUCUGUUCAGAUGACAUGGGAGAUGACGAUGUCUUUGAGGACAGUUCCUCUGUGAGGCUGAAAAUUACAGAGCUACGAGCACCACUCUGUUCGAUUGAAAAGGAUAGUGACCUAGAUUGCCCUUCCCCCUUGUCAGAAAUGUCCCCCCCGCUUUCCCCUGUGUCUGUAUCUGGGGAUGCCUGCAGGAUAUGCCAUUGUGAAGGAGAUGACGAGAGCCCUCUAAUCACUCCCUGUCACUGCACAGGGAGCCUUAAUUUCGUGCAUCAGGCUUGCCUGCAGCAGUGGAUCAAGAGCUCAGACACCCGCUGCUGUGAACUCUGCAAAUAUGAAUUUAUCAUGGAGACCAAAUUGAAACCUUUAAGAAAAUGGGAGAAGCUGCAGAUGACAGCCAGUGAGCGAAGGAAGAUCAUGUGCUCUGUGACUUUCCAUGUAAUUGCUAUCACUUGUGUGGUGUGGUCUCUCUAUGUCCUCAUCGACCGAACUGCUGAAGAGAUUAAACAGGGGGAGUCCACCGGUAUUCUAGAGUGGCCAUUUUGGACUAAACUAGUAGUGGUAGCUAUUGGUUUCACUGGAGGAAUUUUGUUCAUGUAUGUUCAGUGCAAAGUCUACAUACAGCUUUGGAAAAGACUUAAGGCUUACAACCGUGUUAUAUAUGUUCAAAACUGUCCAGAAACAAGCAAAAAGAACAUAUUUGAAAAACCCGUGCUUAUUGAACCAAAUCUUGAAAAUACAGAUAUGCUUGCGAGUCAUCAUGCAGAAAUGAGCAGUUUACAUUAUACAGAGCCAGAAGACUCCAGGGCAAACAUUCUUCAUAUCUAGCAUAUUUCCCUCCAUGAAGAUCUGCACCAGCAUUGUUUACCCUGCUCAGCAGCUCAAAAUCAGCACAGGUUGAGCUGGUGCAGCUUUUUUUCGUUUGCACUUAAUAAACACAUUACCAGGGUUGCAAAUCUCAAGCUGACCUGAAAGAAAUACAGGAUUGAUUGCAAGAUUUGUAAAUGAGGUGGAAUGUCCUUGUCUUCUGUAAAGAAUUGUCAGUUUUUGGAGCCUGCUUCCCCCGUCCCCCCAAAAAACCCACCCUCCGCUAUUCCAGGGCCAUGUAAGAACUGAUGAAGCAACCAUUACUGCGUGAAACAACCAAAAGCGACCUCUAGGAGCUAAAGCAUGCCAUCUUUAUCCAUAAAUGAUAUGUCUAAAUGCUUCCCAGCUACGUAAAAAGAAAAAACUUACUUGCAAGGGAUGGACAGACCCAUUACAGACAACUCGGGGAUGCAACUAAGUCCACACCAUCCUUUAAAAUCUCUGUUCGAAAAAUAAAAGUACUUAAAAAGCUGUCUGAGGGCUCCAGCCUCAAAUCUGUUCCCUCAAAAAGCCCUUUUGCAAAACUCCAGAAAUCUUCCAGCCACUCGCAGCGUAGAGCACCUAGUGUGGGGGCUUCAUACUGUGGUGUGUUUUGAGUAGAAUAGAGAGCAGCAGGACUUGGUGGCUUUCUGUCGCUCUGAUAGGGAGGGGGGGAAGUUUGGCUGUCCCAGUUUUUCCAUGCGGCAGCCCCCUCCCGCUGCCCAGUACAGUCCCCUUAUGGUGCUGGAGCGUCAACAGGUUCAAUCUCUCAGAAGGAGACUUGCUCUGUUGGGUGCACACAAUGUCAAAAACCCAUCACAGGAGCUGUUCUAAGCUGUGAGCAUCUGGAAGACUUCUGGAGCUCUGAUUUUGGAGAAGCAAACUUCUAAAAGGAAAAACCGCUAGAGGCAGCACUGGAGUCCGCAGACCCCCCUAUUAUUAUGAGACCUGUAGGGCUGCACAUUCCAAAAUGAAAAAAAAUUGAAUCCACUUAGGAAUCAGUUCUGGUCCACUUAGGUACCAGUUCUACAGGUUUCUCCUCCAUCCCUACUUCCUGCAAACACAAAACAAGCAUAUCAGGAAGGCGGCUCAUCAUCACUUGUGAGCCUGCAAGCCCUAAUGUAGUUCUAAUAUUACCUCAAGCAAUCUGCUUAAAUUCUAGCUGUGAGAUGUUGCUGAAUAUUGUAACAGGAAAAAAGAGGUUGCAAAGCAUAGAGCACUUUAAGGAAGCAAUCCUAGCUAUCGAGGGAGAGAGAUCUGUGGCAACCAGAGCAGGAAGUGGUGUGGUUCACCCCUCCCUUUGUUCUUCAUUUUGUUCCCUCCCAUUGCAGCCAGUGGGACAGAAUUAACUGCACCAGCACUUAAGGACCUUUUUGGAGAAGUGCCAGGGGAACAAGUAGCCAUAUUAUCCUGCAGACCCACAAACUCCCUGGUCACACAUCCAGCAACUGCUGAUCCUUGCUCAGUCAUAAUCAGAGCAGAGACAACAACAUAGAUUUUCACCAUCACACUUGCAAAGCUUACAGCAGACUGUCUCUGGUAGCAAAGGUCCACAGCAUCUUACGAACCCUUUGCCACUCUUUCAAGGGAGCAUAGGAUUGCUCCCUUAAUUGUUUUUAUUUUAUUUUAGAAAAAUUAAAUAAUUUCUUUUUGGUUUGUUCCUUUGACUUAAUCAAGACUCAGUUGCAACGUAGAGCUAACCACUUGCCUUAAAACAACGAAAAGGAGACAUGGUUUAUAUUCAGAAUCUACAAACAUUCUUAAGCCUAACACUACAAGUUCUCUGGGCAUUUUUCCAGGAGUACAUUUUUUUCUGGGAAUAUUGCACAUUUGAGUUUUGUAACAAGGAAAAAUUGAUAUAACCAUAGAUUAAAUGUAGACUCAUUUCAGUGUUUUGAAUUGCUUGUCUGAAGAGCGAAGACUCAGUCGAUAGGCUAAUUUCUUAUACAGAGAAUUGCAAAGGGAAUUUUGAUGCUGCAUUUUGAAGGCCUUGGGACGCUGCUUAUAUGUAUGUUUUCUGUUAUUUCCACCUGGGAAUUUCAAGUAGAACAUUUAACAAGAAUUCAUAAAGUGAACUGUGUGGUGUUGGUUGUUUUGAUCAGCUGAUCACACUUCCUAAAGGGGAGAUAGGAUCCUUUAAAAUAACUUGAAAAAUACAUUGGUCCAUGUGGCCACAUACAACUCUGUUUUCCAUUUUGACUGUUUCAAUAUUUUCUAUAAACUUCUGAUUUACUUCCAAAGAACUUUUGCAAAUCAAAGUUCUCUAACAAAGGUGUUUAGACCAACAUCAUUAGUUAAUGUAAUAAACAAAACCAGUGACUGUGAACUUAUUUGUAUCAAACUUAAAUGUACUUUACUGUUUACUAUGAAGACCAUGACGUGUAUGAUUUAGUAUUUAACAUCGUAUUGCUUUGUAAAUUUAUGAAAUCUUAAUUGUAGUGCAGUCCAAAGAUGGGGAGGGAGGGGAAUAUGAAAGUGGUUAUAUUACUCAAGAGCGUGGCUGGAUAUCUCCAGUUUGGGUGUGUGUCAGGGGGGCGGUGGACCUUCAAAUGCUCUCCAUUUUGGUUGGCCCUGCUGAUGUUGGAUCUCCAACGAUGGCUUGGCCAGGGCAUUGGAGGAGCCAGAAGAUGGGAGGUUGCUUCUGACAUCAGAUCUCUGUCUUCAGCAUAGGUUGAUCUGAUUUGUCCUAGGGGCCCUUAGGAUUGCAUGCUAAGUGCCUUAAUUUUUACUCGAACAAUAAUUCCAAACAUAUCACAUGUUAAGAGUUUCAGUCUACUGAAUUUUAAGGUAUAUCUUUUUUCUAGUUGAGAAAAUAGGAAAAGAAGAUUGUAGCGAACAAAUUUUACCUGCUCUUAAAAACAGGGCAAAUGUUUAGUUUUAGAGGGGGGGCUUCUGUGGGGCAGAAAAGCAGGUUGUUUGACUGCCAACAGCUAAAAGGCCUUUCCUUUCCUAGCACCAAUGCUUCAAUAAUCUUUGCAGUGCCCAUCAUGUUUCUGCUGUAAGAUCUCCCAUGUUGGAAGUGCACCUGCCUGAAUUUCAGCGUGAGUUCUGACAAAAUGUGUUUAAAGAAAAAAGACUUGAGAGACUGUAUUCAUGAAAAGCGGUGCACUUUAAAAUAGCAAGCAUUAUUUUCAAAGAUUAUUAAAGAGCCCUUUGUAUAAAGAGCCUUAUCCAAAAUGACAUUUCUGAGCUGUCGCAGUGGAGAAGAGAAGAAGCCGUGCUAUAACAGUAAGACGCUUUUCAAUAUGCAAAGGCCAGGGAGUUCUGGUGGAAGGAACUUAAUUUACUAUACAGAUUUCUCUAAACAUAAUACUUUAAGAUUGCAGUUUGAUGUCCCUUCCUUUGACAACGCCCCCCCCCCAAGUAUUUGGCCUAGCUAAAUCACAAACUUCUUGAAAUGUUAGUAAGCCUCCAAAAAAUUCAGUCUCAUGUUCAUUUAUGUCAAAAGUUUAAGAUAUUAGCAUCACUCCCUUUGUUAUUUAUUCAGCUGGGUUUCCUUCGAAUUCCUUAUCUGCACUGUAUGUUAUAUUUUUCUGCAUUGAAUAAUGUACUAUAAGUGCAUUUGGACAAAAGAUUUGGGCACUGACAGAUUGCCUAGCUAAAAACAAAGUGGAAGAAUUUUAAAGAAAAAUCAUGAGCCUGAAUAAAUUCUAUCGCAUCUUUUCAUACUUUUAGCAUACUGUGAGAGGCAGGCAAGCAAUAGUGAUACAGAUUACCAAACAAGCUUAUUACACAGCAAGAGUCUUACAAGGUUUGGGAAUACAAAAGAGGACACAAUGUGAGUUAUAAAGAUAUGCAAUUUUACAGUUUUCUAUCAUUUAAAAAAUUGAAUUAACUACUAAUGGAUUGUUUUACAAGUCUUGUUUUAAUUUUUCCCCAGAAUACAGAGAGGAUGUUCAAAAGAUGCAGAACCGAAUGACUAAUUCUUUCCGCAUAGGAGAGUCAUUUGCUGUGCCCAAAUGCCAAGCUCAGGGCUGGCAAGGGGUUUGGUGCAGAAGCUCCCCAGGGCCUCACAGCCUGGGGCAGCACUGGGGCCUGGCAGGUUUGGUUUGGCCGUGGGGCAGAGAUUUGCAUGCCUGCUCUGAGACCUGUUGUGAUAGGACUGGUGGUACUGACUGUUCCUUGAAUACGAAGGACAUGUAUUUCUCAACAUCAAGUAUUUUAGUUCCAAUCUUUUAAGAAAGGCAGGUGGGGUGACUCACCAAACUGUCACCCAGUAAUUUGUCUUGUUCCCACAAAAAAUAUAUAUGCAUGACAUCUUUUAGGUAAGUUAGAACAAUAGAUUGAAGUGAAGCAGGUACUCAGUCCUGUAGCCAAUGCAGGCUGGCUUUCUCAAUAGUACAAUUGAUCAAUGACGACGACGACGUUUUACAAAAGUACAUUAGCAGUCCACCCAAAAAAAGUGUGUUGCAUUUGUUGAACUCUCAUCUGACUUUGGGGGGAAACUUUACAGCCAAUUCACUGGAUAAAUGACAAAUGGCUGUUGUUCCUUAUAAUGAUGCAAAAAAUUGAACUGCACUUGCAGGCUGUCUUUUAUAUUCAAUAUUUACAUAAAGGGAGUACAACAGUGUUGUAUUUUGUCCCCACUACUGUUUUUAUGUAAUAACCCUCAUACAAUAACUCUCUUCUCUUCCCUGACUCCCCUCAACUGAUAACAUUCUAAUAGAGAAGAUUGCUUCUCCAAUCUGAAAUUUAUUGUAAGCAGGAAGAUUUAUACUGUAAUAAGAACAAAGUGGUGGUGUUUCUUAAAAGGCAUAAGUGGGUCCCGAAUGGUCAAACGGUGUUGCUUCAUUUUUGUGAAAACACCCUGUGGCACACACCCAUUUGGAAGCAAUUAAAAUGUCACCUGCCCAUUCAUUGGAUGCUAUAAAGACACUUUAUUGUGACCCUUAGGUCAUCAUUUGUUAAAAAUGACAAUAAAAAAUUUUGUUGCUAAAA